AUGGGGUGUCUUAGCGUUGUAGGAGCAAGUCCUUGCGUUUCUUCUUCUGCGCUAUCUUCACCUACCAGCCGCUUAUCCUGCGCACCCUCUUGCAAGCUUAUCCUUAACCCCAUCAAGAAGAAUCACCAUUUAGCUGCAUUUCAACCUGCAGUUCAUCUUUUUGCAAGUAACCAAUCUCGUUCCCAUGCCUCCAAAAGGAACCAUACAACUCGUAUAUUCCUUCCCCACUUGGUUGCUUCCAUGGAAGAAGUGGAGGAGACAUAUAUUAUGAUUAAGCCUGAUGGUGUUCAAAGAGGACUU
This is a messenger RNA of Nicotiana tabacum (common tobacco), 300 nucleotides long. The record is from RefSeq and is a predicted model, not a curated record. Lineage: Eukaryota; Viridiplantae; Streptophyta; Magnoliopsida; Solanales; Solanaceae.